Molecule: messenger RNA, 3967 nt
Organism: Coregonus clupeaformis (lake whitefish)
Lineage: Eukaryota; Metazoa; Chordata; Actinopteri; Salmoniformes; Salmonidae
Product: polypeptide N-acetylgalactosaminyltransferase 12
Exons: 10
Coding region: 733-2472 (579 amino acids)
Cellular component (GO): Golgi apparatus
Source: RefSeq, a predicted model, not a curated record
AAUUAUGUAUAGGAAAUCGAAACGAAGCAGCUGUAAAAUUGUUAAACUUUAACGAAAAAAAAUUAGUUGCCUGGAACGCAAAAUACAUUGUUCGCACGAGCGUCGUUUGUUGGUACGACAACCCGUGACGCUGGAGAAAGAUUAAUGACUGAUAAACUUCUGAAAAACUUCUCAAAUGUAUCGACGUGAAUGAUUUUGUGCGGCUCGCGUUUACGCAAUCGGAAACAGUUGAAGUGUGUGCGUAGGUUGCAGGUAAAGAGCUACAAUGUGACAUAGUUAAUGUAGGCUACAUUGUUGUUUAUGGCGAGUGUCGCGAAGAGAGAAGUAGUUUGCGCAAAAUGGAUUAGGAUUUAGUGCUACUGGCACAGAAUGAAGCGCUGGACAAGGCUCUUUGAUUUGAUUUGAUUUUUUUCUCCGGGUGUUAGUGAUAAUCCAUCAAAACAGCUAAUCUAAUCCGGUAAAGACAUGUUUCAAUAAACUUUGACCAAGUAAACCAAUCGCUGGAUAACAGAAAAAGACAGUUGAGAAAUGUGACUCUUGUUUGGUCAACCCAGUUAGCAUUUUGAAAUAAAAAGUUGAAUCAAGUAAAAUAGGGUGACUUUUACAUUGCGCAAAGUUAUCAUCAGAAGCCAGUUCAUGGUGAUUUUGGUGGAUCUGGUUUGGUUGUGCACCAUGGUACUGUUGUAGCCCACGGGGUAUGAACACAUCUCGCGAGGUAGGAAGGGAGACACGAUGGCACUUUGCCGGCAAAGGAAUCGGUGGAAGUUGAUAGUUUGCUUUUUUGGGGCUUCUAUAGUGGGAUAUUUUAUUUUUAACAGGCAUAAUACCGGUGACAUACCUGGAACAGGUCGAAGAGAGGUUCCCAUUGAGCAAGAUGUUGCGAAUGAAAUGCUUGAAAAGCCUGUUUAUGACAAACCGCCGUUGGAUUUAAAUGCCUUGGGAGAAAUGGGCAGAGCUGUCAAAUUGAACCUCGUCGGCGAGGAGAAGAAACAAGAGGAGGAAAGUAUUAAUAAACACCAGAUUAAUACCUAUGUGAGUGAUCUGAUAUCUCUCCACCGCAGUCUACCUGAACAAUGGAAUCCUCUUUGUAAGGACCUGAAGUAUGACUAUAGGUCAUUGCCAUCCACCACAGUGGUGAUCGCCUUCUACAAUGAGGCCUGGUCAACGCUGCUACGCACUGUCCACAGUGUCCUGGAGACCUCACCCGACAUACUGCUACGAGAGGUGGUGCUGGUGGACGACUAUAGUGACAGAGCUCAUUUGAAGGAGCCGUUAGAAAACUACAUCUCCAGCUUGAAGAAGGUGCAUCUGAUCCGGGCCAGGAAGAGGGAGGGCCUGGUGCGGGCCAGGCUCCUGGGGGCCUCCAUUGCCACGGGCGACGUGCUGACCUUCCUGGACUGCCACUGUGAAUGCCACAAGGGCUGGCUGGAGCCCCUGCUCGACAGGAUUAAGGAGGAGCCGUCAGCUGUGGUGUGUCCCGUCAUUGAUGUCAUCGACUGGAACACCUUCCAGUAUCUAGGCAACCCCGGGGAACCCCAGAUCGGAGGGUUUGAUUGGCGGCUGGUCUUCACCUGGCACUCGGUGCCAGAGUACGAGCAGAAACGCAGGCGCUCUGCCAUCGAUGUCAUCAGGUCUCCUACUAUGGCUGGUGGGCUGUUUGCUGUCAGUAAGAACUAUUUCCAUUACCUGGGCACGUAUGACACAGGCAUGGAGGUGUGGGGAGGAGAGAACCUAGAGUUCUCAUUUAGGAUCUGGCAGUGCGGGGGAAGCCUGGAGGUCCACCCCUGCUCCCACGUGGGCCACGUCUUCCCCAAGAAGGCCCCCUAUUCGCGGAGUAAGGCCCUGGCCAACAGCGUGCGUGCUGCCGAGGUCUGGAUGGACGAGUACAAGGAGUUGUACUACCACCGUAACCCCCACGCACGCCUGGAGGCCUUUGGGGACGUGACAGACAGGAGGAGGCUCAGGACCCAGCUGGGAUGUAAGGACUUCAAGUGGUACCUGGAGAACAUCUAUCCUGAUAUCCAUGUCCCUGAGGAUAGGCCUGGGAUGUUUGGAAUGCUGAAGAACAGAGGCAUGUCCAACUACUGCUUUGACUACAACCCUCCUGACGACCAUAACCUGAUGGGCCACCGGAUCAUCCUCUACCCCUGUCAUGGCAUGGGACAAAACCAGUUCUUUGAGUACUCCAGUGAGAGUAGCGAGAUCCGCUAUAACACCAGGGAGCCAGCAGGGUGCGCUGUGGGGGAUGCAGUCUCCACCUACCUGACCGUGCACCUGUGCAGGAAACCCCGGCAGCCUGUACCAGAGGACCAGAAGUUUGUCCUCAGAGAGGACGACAGCCUCUACCACGUGAUGACCCAGAAGUGUGUCCAGGCCGUGGACAAGACAGACAACGACAGCCCUGCCCCCGCCCUGCGGCCCUGCUCAGACCACGCCAACCAGAAGUGGUUUUUUGAGGAGAGGGGUUCAUAGUGGAGCGGGCCAGCUGAAAUCCCUGGGGUGAAGGGUCAACCACACUCUUAACCCUGGGGUAGAGGGCUGGAGGGCCCCCAAUACUCAGGUCCAGCGUCCUUAUGCUGUGGAGAUGGCCUGGGUCAUAUUCACUAGAAACAAAACAGAAGAAAAUGGUCUGAAACGGGGAGGUUCUAUCUGAAGUAGUCCAAUAGGAAUCAUUCCGUUUUCUGUUGCACACCGUUUUGACCUAAUGAAUAUGACCCUGGUCAGGCUAAACGUUAUCUCACCUCCUGUAUCUAUGCACAACCGUGUGCUUGCUGGACAACGUUGACAUUUUCGUAUUUGAUUAUUUGAUAUUAACGCAUACCACAUAUCUACUUCUCAAAUCUUUUUUUGUGGCAAUUUUUAAAAAUCUGGGAGACGGAGGAGGUUGGGAAUGGACUGGGAUAUUUGUGACACAUUUUUAAAUCCAGGGUAUAGUGUGGGAUUUAAUGACAUGCUGGCAUUGUACUUGGCAUUGUGCUUGUUUUUCCUUGGUUAAGGAAGAGGGGUGAAACCAAGGUGCAUUCCACCUAUCUGUUCAUCUGACUGAAGCCACACCUGCUUUUUAUUCUCACGUUCUUUCUCUGGAACACGGGACCACUUAGCAGCUGGUAGUGGAUGUUUUUGGCAUUGCAUUGAUCUUGACAGACACUUAUGUACUUGCAUUACAUUAUAGCUGUAAAUCUCAGACUCAACCUCUAGAGAGAGCCAAAGCUUCCAUCUUGUGUGCUGAUUUAUUUCACUCCAUCCAGCAUGUUCUCAGUGAUGUGAUGCGAGUUGUACAUUAUUCAGGUAUUUUUGGGAGCAAGUUCUUUGUUUUAUACGUGUUUAUUUUUAUUUUUUAUAAGUGCUAACUACUCUAACCAGUCCCUCCAGGAUUUUGUGGGGUUUUUUUGUGUGAUAUUUGCGGGGAAAAAAUCUUGCAAGGCAGUAUGCAACGAUUUUGUUCAAUUUGUUGACGUGUAGCUUGAUUGUACAGCUUAAAUGUACAGUGAUUGGUUAACAUUUUUGUACUGCCGUGAUGGAUCAGUUUUAUGCGAUAAUAUUGAAUUAUUUAUGCAGAAAUAGUGUGGUGAUUGGUCAAAUUUGCAAGCCCUCGCAUAAUAUGUGGGAUCACAGAAUCCUGGAGGGACUGUUUAACAUUCGAUUGGCUCAGCUCAUAGGCUUAUGACAACACGCAGUACCUCUUUAUCCACUCGACUACUGAUCGUAGGAGAAAUUCCACUCCAGUCUUUAGUUGUGUUCAUUCAUAACUUUGAUGUCAGCACUCCCAAUUGAAACUUUUCUGAAAGAAGGAAUACUUUAAUGUUUUUUGGUCUAACAUACGUCUUGUCAAUGCAAUCAAAUCCUAGUGAGAUUGUUAUUUUCCUAAUCGAGUGAAGCUACUAAGACUAAACGUAGCUACAGUUGAAGUCGGAAGUUUACAUACACCUUAGCCAAAUACAUUUAAACUCAGUUUUUCACAAUUCCU